AUGGGGAAAGAACUCAAAGAAGGGAUGAUGAUUCUGAGCUUCCGAGUUCUGAUGGUGUUGUUUUGCUAUAUAUUUAUUUUAGGAUUAAACUCACUCAUGUUCGACUUCCGCUCCCUCACCUUCCCCCUCUGCUUCGGCGACGUGCUCACGCGCCUCCGCUACAACGCCGCCUACUUCCGCAUGAACUACGCCAUCGUCGUCCUCCUGAUCCUCUUCCUCAGCCUCCUUUGGCACCCGAUCUCGCUCAUCGUGAUGCUCGCCGCCUGGCUCUUCCUCUACUUCCUCCGAGACGAGCCGCUCGUCCUCUUCGGCAGCACCGUCGUGACGAUUGCGCUUCUCUUUCUGACGUCAGGCAUGAUGAACAUCCUGGUGGCUCUGCUGAUCGUAGUGGUGGUGGUGGCGGUGCACACGAUGCCGAGGAAGACAGAGGAUUUGCACGUCGAUGAGGAGAACGCUGGAUUGAUGACCGGCCCAGUCGGAUCUUCAGCUUAG
Molecule: messenger RNA, 492 nt
Organism: Fragaria vesca subsp. vesca
Lineage: Eukaryota; Viridiplantae; Streptophyta; Magnoliopsida; Rosales; Rosaceae
Product: PRA1 family protein F2-like
Exons: 3
Coding region: 1-492 (163 amino acids)
Biological process (GO): vesicle-mediated transport
Cellular component (GO): endoplasmic reticulum; Golgi apparatus
Source: RefSeq, a predicted model, not a curated record